AUGUCAGAGUCCAACACCACCAAUUUCACCAACCCUUCCAUCUUUAUCCUGCUGGGCAUUCCGGGUCUGGAAAUGGCCCAUGUCUGGAUCUCCAUCCCCUUCUGCACCAUGUACGUCAUAGCCCUCUUGGGGAACUUCACCGUCAUGUUCGUCAUCAAGAAGGAGCCGAGCCUCCAUGUGCCCAUGUACUAUUUCCUCUGCAUGCUGUCUGUCACCGACCUGGUCCUCUCCACGUCCAUCCUGCCCAAAAUGCUGAGCAUCUUCUGGUUCAAUUCCAGAGAGAUUGAUUUCAGUGCCUGCUUCACCCAGCUCUUUUUCUUUCACUGUUUUUUAGUGAUUGAGUCUGGGAUCUUCGUGGCCAUGGCGUUGGAUCGCUACGUGGCCAUCUGCCAUCCCCUGCGACAUUCCACAAUCCUGAGAAACCCUGUGGUGGGCAAGGUCUGCCUGGCUGUGUUGCUGCGCAGUAGCUUGGUCACACUGCCCAUGAUCCUCUUGCCUUAUAGCGCACACAUGCCAGUGGUGGGGCUGGCCUGUGGUGACACUAGAGCCAGUAGUUAUUACGGCCUUUUUGUGCUCUUCUGUGUGAUGUGUCUGGAUAUGGUGUUCAUUGCUGUGUCGUACACCCAUAUCCUCAGGGCCAUCUUCAGAAUCCCUACCAAGGACGCCCAGCUCAAGACAUUCGGGACCUGUAGCUCCCACCUCUGUUCCAUUUUAGUGUUUUACAUCCCAGGUCUCUUCUUCUCCCUCACAUCUCGAUAUAACCAGAAUGGGCCUCACCAUUUCCAUGCUCUCAUCAACCACAUGUACUCCUUGAUGUCCCCCAUGUUCGACCCCAUCAUCUAUGGGAUGAGGACCAAGCAGAUACGGGACAGGCUGCUGCGUCUCUUUAUUCAUAAGGGUGCCUCCCUGCCUAUUCCCUCAAAGAAAAGCCUCUUGCCCAAUCUUUUCCCCCAUGGUCCCACUUCCUUCUCCACUGCAUCCCUCAAGUCUCCACCUCUGUUCUGA
Molecule: messenger RNA, 1005 nt
Organism: Pelodiscus sinensis (Chinese soft-shelled turtle)
Lineage: Eukaryota; Metazoa; Chordata; Testudines; Trionychidae
Source: RefSeq, a predicted model, not a curated record